AUGAGGAGUAAACUACAGGCAGUAGAAAUGAAAUUUUUUAGAGGAUUGAAGGGGGUUACAAGGAUGGACAGAAGGAGAAAUGAGGACAUAAGAGGUGAAUUAGGGAUAAAAUCAUUGGAAAGGUUUGUGGGUGAGAGGCAGUUGGGAUGGUGGGGACACUUACAUCGUAUGGAGGAGGAGAGACCAAUCAAACAAAUAUGGGAGGCAAAAGUCGAGAAAAAGGCAAAAAGGGGGAGACCGCAACAAACAUGGGAGGAUAUGGUAGAAGAGGAAAUAAGCAAGAGAGGGAAAAGCGUCAGGGAAGCUGAGAUGAUGACAUCAAAUAGGACAGAAUGGAAGAAAUUUAUUGAAUCAAAUUAG
Molecule: messenger RNA, 360 nt
Organism: Harmonia axyridis
Lineage: Eukaryota; Metazoa; Arthropoda; Insecta; Coleoptera; Coccinellidae
Exons: 1
Coding region: 1-360 (119 amino acids)
Source: RefSeq, a predicted model, not a curated record